AAAGAAUGGUCCUUUGACUGUAACUGAUGCAAAUUUAAUACUUGGUCGAUUGGUUCCUGAUUAUUUUCCCAAAAUUUUUGGAAAAAAUGAGGAUCAACCACUUGAUUUAAAAGCUACUCAAAUUGAAUUCGAGAAGUUGGCCACUUCUAUUAAUAAUUUUGAUGAUGGAAGAUCAAAAGAAAUAAAAAAAAGUAUAGAUGAAAUAGCUUAUGGGUUAGCUAAUGAAACUAUGUGUCGUCCUAUCCGUGCUCUUACUGAAGCAAAAGGUUAUUCCGCUUCAAAUCAUAUUUUAGCUUGUUUCGGUGGUGCGAGUGGGCAACAUGCGUGCGCCAUCGCUCAAAAUUUAUGUAUAAAUCGAAUAUUAAUUCAUC
Molecule: messenger RNA, 371 nt
Organism: Dentiscutata erythropus
Lineage: Eukaryota; Fungi; Glomeromycota; Glomeromycetes; Diversisporales; Gigasporaceae
Source: the annotation of a GenBank genome assembly